Salvia splendens (bonfire salvia) is the source of this 473-nucleotide messenger RNA. Its product is annotated as purple acid phosphatase 15-like. The transcript is spliced from 2 exons. Lineage: Eukaryota; Viridiplantae; Streptophyta; Magnoliopsida; Lamiales; Lamiaceae. The coding region runs from base 45 to 473 and encodes 142 amino acids. The record is from RefSeq and is a predicted model, not a curated record. Gene Ontology annotation, molecular function: acid phosphatase activity.
CUAGGUACAACAGCUACUCGUCUCACUACCAAGAGUUCGAAUGCAUGAGGUUGCAAAUGGAAGCACUUCUCCACAAAUAUGAAGUUGACAUUGUGUUUUCUGGUCAUGUGCACGCGUACGAGAGGAUGAAUCGGGUCUACAACUACACGUUGGAUCCGUGUGGGGCCGUGUACAUCACGGUUGGGGAUGGGGGCAACAUUGAGAAAGUUGACGUUGAUCACGCGGAUGAGGAGGGGACCUGCCCUUCUCCAAGUGACAACGUGCCCGAGUUUGGGGGUGUGUGUCACACAAAUUUCUCGUUUGGAGUGGGGAAAGGCGGAUUCUGCUGGGACAGACAGCCCGAGUGGAGGGCAUAUAGAGAGAGCAGCUUCGGACAUGGCAUCGGAACCAGGAUAUCUACAAGGAGAACAGCCGAGGCGAUCAGAUUUACGUCGUUCGACAGCCUGAGCUGUGUUUGGCUGGAUCUAAGGUAG